Molecule: messenger RNA, 159 nt
Organism: Colletotrichum lupini
Lineage: Eukaryota; Fungi; Ascomycota; Sordariomycetes; Glomerellales; Glomerellaceae
Exons: 2
Coding region: 1-159 (52 amino acids)
Source: RefSeq, a predicted model, not a curated record
AUGGAGCCCCCCUUCACCGACACCUUCCACCCCCAGGACACUGCCACUCACCGUUUUGCGGGGCACAUACCUCGACAGAUUUGCGGGACUCAAAGAUCCGGCAUCUUACUCGCCCAGCCCCUGUCUCCUCCACGUCUCCCCAAGGAAGAACCGCUCUAA